CAAGAAGCCGGGAAGCGGAAGACUCGCUGCUUACCCAUGGCCCCGGCAGUGAAGGAGAGCGGGAACACCAUUAAGUCGCCUUGCUAGCGGUCUGUAACCAUAGCAACGAAGCCAGGCCGCCUGUGUUUCGGGCCCCUGGGAGGGCUAGUCACCGGGGCACCUCUGGGAAGGUGUAAAAGUUUUUUGGGGGCUCAGACGGAGAACCCCGAGGACAGAGCAUUUUGCACCUCUGCACAAUGAACAGAAAGAAGGGAGACAAGGGCUUCGAGAGCCCGCGGCCUUAUAAAUUGACCCACCAGGUUGUCUGCAUCAACAACAUCAACUUCCAAAGAAAUUCGGUGAUUGGCUUUGUCGAAUUGACGAUAUUCCCAACAGUCGCUAACUUGAACAGGAUCAAGCUGAACAGCAAGCAGUGCAGGAUAUACCGUGUGAAGGUGAACGAGCUGGAAGCGGCCUUCAUAUACAACGACCCCACGCUGGAGGUCUGCCACCAUGAGUCCAAGCAGAGGAAUCUGAACUACUUUUCCAAUGCAUAUGCAGCCGCGGUGAGUGCGGUGGAUCCAGAUGCUGGAAAUGGGGAGCUUUGCAUCAAAGUUCCUUCUGAAUUAUGGAAGCAUGUUGAUGAGUUAAAAGGCUUGAAAGUAUACAUUGAGUUUUCUCUGGACCAGCCGAAAGGCGGACUGCAUUUUGUCGUCCCCAAUGUUGAGGGCAGCAUGGCUGAACGUGGAGCGCAUGUGUUUUCCUACGGCUAUCAAAAUUCUUCCAGGUUCUGGUUUCCUUGUGUUGAUUCGUACUCAGAGCUGUGCACGUGGAAGCUGGAGUAUACGGUUGAUGCCUCCAUGGUGGCUGUUUCCAACGGAGAUCUUGUAGAAAUAGUUUACACCCAUGACAUGAGGAAAAAGACUUUCCAUUACACGCUUCCAAUCCCCACAGCCUCCCCUAACAUUUCCCUGGCAGUUGGGCCUUUUGAGAUCCUUGUUGACCCCUAUAUGCAUGAGGUGACCCACUUCUGUUUACCACAGCUGCUCCCUCUUCUGAAACACACUACCUCUUACCUGCAUGAAGUGUUUGAGUUCUAUGAAGAGAUUCUCACAUGCCGUUAUCCAUAUUCUUGCUUCAAAACGGUCUUUGUGGAUGAAGCGUAUACGGAAGUAUCAUCGUACGCAUCAAUGAGUAUUUUCAGUACAAACCUCCUGCACAGUACGUUGAUUAUUGACCAGACUCCGUUAACCAGAAGGUUUCUGGCUCAGUCUUUGGCUCAGCAGUUUUUCGGUUGCUUCAUUUCGAGAAUGUCCUGGUCAGACGAGUGGGUUCUGAAAGGUAUCUCUGGGUAUAUUUACGGCCUCUGGAUGAAGAAGACAUUUGGUGUUAAUCAGUACCGGCACUGGAUCAAAGAAGAGCUGGACAUGAUCGUCUCCUAUGAACUAAAAACCGGAGGGGUUUUACUGCACCCGACAUUCACAGCUGGCAAAGAAAAGGAUAACCCAUCUUCACACUUCCACUUUUCAACCAAACACCCGCAUACCCUGUCCUGGGAGUAUUACAAUAUGUUCCAGUGCAAGGCCCACCUGGUCAUGCGACUGAUUGAAAACCGCAUCAGUAUGGAAUUCAUGCUCCAGGUUUUCAACAAGCUUUUAAGUUUGGCCAGCACGGCUUCAUCUCAAAAGUUCCAGUGCCACAUGUGGAGUCAAAUGUUGGUUUCGACAUCUGGCUUUUUGAAAUCCAUCUCCAACGUGUCUGGAAAAGACAUCCAACCUUUAAUAAAACAGUGGGUAGACCAGAGCGGGGUUGUGAAGUUCUACGGCAGCUUUGCAUUUAAUAGAAAGCGAAACGUUCUGGAAUUGGAAAUAAAGCAGGACUGCAGUUCUCUGGGGACUCAGAAAUACGUGGGUCCACUUAAAGUAACUGUUCAAGAGCUUGAUGGGUCUUUUAACCACACGCUACAGAUUGAAGAAAACAGCCUGAAGCAUGACAUACCGUGCCACUCGAAAAGCAGAAGGAACAAAAAGAAAAAGAUUCCAUUGAUGAACGGAGAAGAAGUAGACAUGGAUCUGUCUGCAAUGGAUGCCGAUUCUCCACUGCUGUGGAUAAGAAUUGAUCCGGACAUGUCGGUGUUGAGGAAGGUUGAGUUUGAGCAGGCAGAUUUCAUGUGGCAAUAUCAGCUGCGCUUUGAAAGAGACGUGGUUGCGCAGGAAGAAGCCAUCCUCGCUCUGGAAUCCUUCCCGACUCCCGCAUCGCGAUUGGCGCUGACGGACAUCCUUGAACAAGAACAGUGCUUCUAUCGAGUGAGAAUGAUGGCAUGUUUCUGCCUCGCCAAGAUAGCUAAUGCGAUGGUGAGCACGUGGACGGGACCCCCCGCAAUGAAAUCUCUCUUUACCCGCAUGUUCUGUUGUAAGAGCUGCCCCAACAUUGUCAAGACCAACAACUUCAUGAACUUCCAGAGCUAUUUCCUACAGAAGACGAUGCCGGUCGCUAUGGCUUUGUUGAGAGAUGUUCAUAAUCUCUGCCCCAAGGAAGUACUUUCGUUUAUCUUAGACCUCAUCAAGUACAAUGACAACAGGAAAAACAAGUUUUCAGAUAAUUAUUACCGCGCAGAGCUGAUCGACGCACUUGCGAAUUCGGUAACGCCUGCUGUGAGUGUCAAUAAUGAAUCGAGGACUCUGGAUAAUCUGAAUGCUGAAGUCCGUCUUAUUCUAGAGGAGAUCACUCGCUUCCUAAACAUGGAAAAACUACUCCCCGGUUACAGGCAUACAAUAACCGUCAGUUGCCUCAGAGCCAUUCGUGUCCUUCAGAAGAAUGGGCACGUUCCUAGUGACCCAACACUCUUUAAAUCCUACGCAGAAUAUGGACACUUUGUGGAUGUCAGAGUUGCAGCUUUGGAGGCCGUUGUUGAUUACACUAAAGUUGACAGGAGCUCUGAAGAUUUGCAGUGGUUACUCAACAUGGCCCAGAACGAUCCUUUGCCUUAUAUACGGCACAAGAUUCUGUACAUGUUGUCAAAGAACCCCCCAUUUACAAAGAACGUGGACUCUCCAUUGUGUAAUGAAGCUCUGGUUGAUCAGCUCUGGAAACUCAUGAAUUCAGGUACCUCGCAUGACUGGAGAUUGCGAUGUGGGGCUGUGGACCUGUACCACAUACUAUUCGGCCCCAGCAGACCCUCGUGUCUGCCCCUGCCAGAGCUUGGAUUAGUCCUUAAUCUGAAGGAGAAGAAAGCUGUCCUGAACCCCACUAUUAUCCCAGAGCCCGUAACGAGCAGCCUGGAUCCUUUGCCAAAUGCCAACAUGCACGGGCAAGUUACAGGAUUCCAAAGCCACGAUGAAGACUCCGUAGUCAAGGAAAACAUGCCCAUCCCACAGGGUAUGAAAAGGAAGCUGGACGCCAUACUCGACUUGCAGCUGGAACCCGGGCAGGUACUGGAGAAGAAUGAGGACAGCAAUAAAGUGAAACUCAAAAUCAGAGAAGAAGAAGAAAUUGACAUGGAUACAGUGCACGACAGCCAGGCUUUCAUAUAUCAUCAUUUGAAUAUGUUGGAAAGACCAUCGACACCAGGGAAAGAACAGUCCUCUUUGGACAUGCACAUUCAUCCCAUGCCCCCGACACCUCUGUCCUCUUUUAUUAAAGAAUCAGGAUCAUCGAAGCACAGUGACCAUCACCAUCAUCACCACCAUGACCACAAGAAGAAGAAGAAGAAGCAUAAACACAAGCAUAAGCACAAACACAAGCAUGAAAGCAAAGAUAAGGAGCGCGAACCUGUUGCCUUCUCAAACAGCCCCGCUAGUGGGCGCUCACUCCGUUCCCCGUCGCUGUCAGACUGAGCUGGCCUGUUCUUACAGGUUACAAAAGU
Messenger RNA from Spea bombifrons (plains spadefoot toad), 3844 nucleotides. It is a transcript of the gene TAF2, whose product is annotated as TATA-box binding protein associated factor 2. Lineage: Eukaryota; Metazoa; Chordata; Amphibia; Anura; Pelobatidae. The record is from RefSeq and is a predicted model, not a curated record. Gene Ontology annotation, molecular function: RNA polymerase II general transcription initiation factor activity; transcription cis-regulatory region binding; chromatin binding. Gene Ontology annotation, cellular component: transcription factor TFIID complex. Gene Ontology annotation, biological process: transcription initiation at RNA polymerase II promoter. The transcript is spliced from 26 exons. The coding region runs from base 237 to 3815 and encodes 1192 amino acids.